Molecule: messenger RNA, 4314 nt
Organism: Danaus chrysippus (African queen)
Lineage: Eukaryota; Metazoa; Arthropoda; Insecta; Lepidoptera; Nymphalidae
Source: the annotation of a GenBank genome assembly
AUGGAAGAACUUAAAGCGUUCUUUAACAAUCCAUGCCCUUCAAAUGCUCAAGUAAUCAAGUUGCGUGGACCCCUUACCGGUGGACAAAGGAUUACAAAAGAUGAUCCUAUAAAUGACUUAAAUAGACGAGAAGAACAUCGUCAAUCAGUUGUAGAUAGUGGUACUGAUUAUGCUCGUGAAAUAAAAUUAAAAGAAACUGAAAUGUAUUUGAAGAAUGAGCGAGACCGUGAAAAUUUCCAAAGUAUAUCGGGUGGUUUAGACUCAAUGGUACAAUUAUCAACAUGGGGUUCGUCAUUUCAAAACCUGGAGACGUUGACCAAAGAGGCAAUGACAAAAGUUUACAGUAAAUACUCCUUUCAGAUGAAAGAGGACACUAAGAAUUUAGCUAUCAAUGCCUAUCAUGACGAUAUUUUAGAUAGAAUAAAAGCAUUUCCAGUAGUAAUAAUUGAAGGUCCCACUGGCUGUGGCAAGACCACUCAAGUUCCACAAUGGAUAUUAGAUGAUGCUUAUAAUAAUAGGAAGCCAUGUAAAAUAGUGGUAACUCAGCCGAGGAAGAUAGCGGCUAUAUCUAUUUCAAGAAGAGUUGCCCAAGAAAGAGGUUGGGAUGUGGGAGGCUUAGUUGGAUAUCAGGUCGGCCUUGAAAAUAGAACAUCUAAUGAUACCAGAAUACAUUAUGUUACAACGGGAGUAUUGCUACAAAAACUUGUAAAUGCUAAAAACAUGAAUGAAUACACACAUGUAGUGCUCGACGAAGUACAUGAGAGAGGGCAAGAUAUGGAUUUCUUAUUAUUAGUAGUUAAAAAACUACUUUACACAGUUUCACCAAGUGUCAAAGUCGUCUUAAUGUCUGCUACAUUCAAUUGUAGAGCAUUUGCCGAUUAUUUCUUGAUACCAACACCUGCCGGUUUGCAAAUGUCUUCAUGUUUGAAAGUGACAAACGAUAAACCUACAUUCACUGUGAAAACAUUUUAUUUGAAUCAAUUGACUAAGUUUGGAGCAAUCUUACAACAAUCAACACCCAAAUCUAACGAGCCAGUUAUUUUACCACCAAUGUAUCAUCUAGUCGUCAAACUGGUGAAUGCGUUUGAACAAAUUGAUAAACAAGAGGAGUAUAGUGACAGGUCGGAGGCAGAUCUGCCAUCAGUUCUUAUAUUUCUACCGGGUAUACAUGAAAUUGAAGAGCUAUAUGCUUCUUUAAUGGACAAAGAACUCAGGAAGAAAUUAGGUGAUGAAGAGUGUUCUUCAUACAAGUGGUGGGUUUUACCGCUGCAUUCAACUAUCACAGCUGAUGAACAGGUGAGGGUAUUCCAAAGAGCUCCGCCGGGACACAGGAAGAUCAUACUAGCUACUAACAUAGCUGAGAGCUCCAUCACUGUACCAGAUAUUAAAUAUGUUAUCGACUUCUGUCUCAUGAAAGUCUUAGUGGCUGAUGAGAACACUAAUUUCACGUCCCUACAACUAUCCUGGGCCUCGAAGACCAACUGCGAGCAGCGUGCAGGCCGAGCGGGCCGCGUCAGGGACGGCCGGGUCUACAGACUAGUUCAUGAGAAGUUUUAUGAUAAUCUCCCCCAAGAAUGCAAGCCAGAGAUAAUCCGUUGUCCUCUAGAGCGUUUGGUCCUUUUGUCCAAAAUGUUGGACAUGGGUCCACCGAGCAAUAUCCUCGCGCUAGCUAUGGACCCUCCGGACAUGUCCAAUAUACAUCGGACAAUUUUGGUGCUUAAGGAGGUCGGUGCUUUAAAGAAGACGAUGGACGGCGAGUGGUGUUUAUCAGACGGUGAUAUAACAUAUUUAGGAAGAAUCAUGGCCAAGUUACCGCUGGACGUGAGAGUGUCUAAACUGAUCCUACUGGGAUAUAUAUACGGAUGUCUUGAAGAAGCUGUUAUUAUGGCUGCCGGUUUGUCCGUGAAGAACGUAUUCAGCAGUCCAUUUCGUGAACGCCUCAACGCCUACAACUCUAAACUGACUUGGGCCGAUGGUUCAACGAGCGAUUGUAUUGCUCUACUAAACGUUUACAAGGUAUGGAAUCAUCUCCGGCAACAGAAGUAUUUCAAACAGCAAGGCACCAACGAAGUACAGUGGGCGCGUCGGUUCUACGUACAAGUGAGAGCGUUGAGAGAAUUGGAUGAUAUGGUGAAGGAAAUACGAGCGAGGCUUUCGAGGGAGGGCAUAGAGCAGGGGGCGUCCCCGUGGAACAAACAGGAACUACCGCUCGUACUGAAGGUUGUGUUAGCGGGUGCGUUCUACCCUCAAUACUUCACCCAAGCCAGUACGGACGAGUCCCGUGAGCGAGACGCGGUGAAGGUGGUGGGGGGGCUGGACCCGCGGGGCGCGGUGUACCUGCGGGGGCUGCCGGACGGACAGCCGGCCGAGCUGUACCAAGCCGCUGUACGAGCAGCGGUCUAUAGGCUACUGGGAGACGAGCCUAGGGUCACUGUUGAUGGAAAUAGCAGAAAAAUUUAUCUAACAUUCCAAGACAAUGAAAGCUCGAAGACUGACAAUAAUAAAGGAGGCGAUCCGACAAUUCCCGGUCAAGUUUUGCUACCUGUAUAUAAAGCUAUCAAAGCCAGACAACUUAAAAUGGAUAUAAGGAUACCAUUGUUACCACUGGAGAAAGCAAUAGCUCUAUCAGAAGCAAUGAAGUCUAAAGUCGUUAGUAAGGAUUUAAGCGCUAUGGUGCCAAGUCUGCCGGACAUAGACGACACACAUUUCGCUCUGAAAAUCUCUCAGUUUAUCAACGUAGGCAAGUUCUGGGUUCAACACGAUGAUGAGUCUACCAGGAAUGAGCUUCGGGAUAUCUUGAGGUCAUUGAACUCUAGGCCUCUUUUGGCUAUCACUGAGGAUGUAGCUGUGGAUGACCUGGUGGCAGCACCAUACGCUGAUGGUGCCAUCACAUUGAUGUACCGAGCAAGGGUUACUAAGAUACUGCCGAGAGACAUGUUAGAGGUGCUGUACAUCGACUACGGCAGUUCGGGUCGCGUAUCUCGCAGCAGUGUUCGCGCGCUGCCGCAAAUCAGCUGCAGGCCGCUGGCUUUAUGCUGCAGACUGGCGGGGCUGGCUCCAACUGCAGUGUUAGACUCACACACACACUGGUCACAAGCGGCACAAAGACUGUUCACGGAACUAGUGGGGAAGGGGAGACUCAUUGGGAAGAUUUAUUCAGUGGCCCAUGGUGUAGUCUCCAUAGAAUUAUUAUCAGAAGGUGGCAAGAUUAAUAUAAAUAAGGAGCUAUUAGACAAAGGUUAUGCUGUACCAUGUGAGGAAAGCUACGAUUCUAAGCUGAAUCACGACCUUAGAGAGAUGGCCACAGAUUUGAAUUUAGCGCAGAAGCGUGCGUACAACAAGGAACAAACAGAACUAGCUUUUACUCAACUACGGGAGGUAGAAGCGCCCAGCUACAGGGAAUGCAUAUCUGAUGUCUGUUUGAAAGGACCGUAUAGCCCAUUGGAAAUGUCUCUCCACAACUUGAUGUACGCGAGUCGUAAUAAGCAAGUGUUGGUCGAAUGGAGCUCCGUGAACUCCGUGCUAUUAGAUACUGAACCUCAGGAGGUGUACCAGCGGUUGCUUGUGUCAGCGGAGGUUGGUCAAAGUGCAUCAAGUAGUACGCUAUCACUCAGAAAUACGACGAUGAUGCCAAAUAUAAGAGGACUGCCCGCUAUUAUAGCCUUACUGUUUUGUCCAGAAGCGGAACUCCGUCGUGACAGCACGGCGUCCCGUUACGUGAGUGUGCUGUGCGGGCUCGGCUCUGACGAGGUCGGUCGGCCGAGGUUCCCUGAACAUGACCUACUGGUUGAUGUAGACGCUGACCUCUCCGUUGAUGAUAUAGGACUGAUAAACCAUAUCCGGCACCUGAUGGACUACAUGAUGUACUGUAGCGAGGGUCAAGACUCACCGGCCAUGGACGAUGAGUUGAGAGUCAAUGUGCCCAAGUAUAUAAGAGAAGACCUCAUGCAGUUGCUUCUGAAACGUCGUAAGCAUCGCGAGACUGAAAGCGUUGUUAACGCCUGGGAAUGGAAAUCAAUACCAGAAGAUGAAUUACUUGAGAUCACUAUACCUGAUAUGAUGGAACGAACAGUUGUGUAUUCAUUACACUCGCCUUUGGAAUUACGACCUAAAGAUAGAGAGACAUUAUUAGCGUUGAAAAGAGAUAAUGAUGACCUCAAGAUGAAAGUUAGCAGGUCGUUGGUGUCUAAUGAUACUGUUUUGGUCUGCAAGUUGUGUGGAUCAACGCCCAUGCCGGUACACUCGAUGAGGAUUCAUCUUAGUUCAAACUCUCAUCGCGAUAAAGAGGAAGACUUCAAAAAUGUUUUAUCAUAG